Molecule: messenger RNA, 2992 nt
Organism: Vollenhovia emeryi
Lineage: Eukaryota; Metazoa; Arthropoda; Insecta; Hymenoptera; Formicidae
Gene: Pex6
Product: peroxisome assembly factor 2
Exons: 7
Coding region: 158-2656 (832 amino acids)
Biological process (GO): protein import into peroxisome matrix
Cellular component (GO): peroxisomal membrane; cytosol
Molecular function (GO): ATP binding; ATP hydrolysis activity
Source: RefSeq, a predicted model, not a curated record
CAUGAUGAUCCUCCGAGGACAGGUCUCCUGCGCGCUACUGUUCCUAUAGUAACUCGGUUAGAGAUCGUGCCGAAAUUGGGUCCGAUGCGUUUAUCGAAGGCUUCACGGGGCGACGUGAGUCUACGUGGUUUAAACGGAGAAUUUCCGAGUAUCAAUCAUGUAUAAGACACGCGAGAGGAUGCUCUCUACGUUAUUGCGUCAUAAGAGGAUCGUGAGGGGAAUUGCGAGCACUGCGAUGCGAAAGAAUCCGCACUACGUGCUGAGCUGCGUUUUCCUGGAGUAUCUGCACCGUAGAUUCCAAGGGUUGUCCAGGCAAGAUCUCGAGUGGACCACGUUGCCGGACACGGCUUUGAGACGUAUACUGGACGAUCCGGAAGUCACGUGUAACGAAUACGUCGAUUGUGACUCUUGCGCGGUGGCGAACGUACAAGGGCUUUUGGGGAAACCGCCGAAUUCCGCCUGGUUCAACGUAUGCUCGAUGGCGUCAAUGACGAAAUAUAAAUUAACGAUUGUAUCCGUGUCGGAUAUCGCUGAGAACACUGUCUUGAUUUCCGAAACGACGGAGCGCAAUCUGCGAAACGCCCUUCGCUGCGAACAAUUGGACGGCUCGUGUUUCAUACUACCGUUGGAGGACGACGCGGUCGAGUUUGCGAGCGAGGCGAGGAUAUCCUUAAUCGCCAAUCCGUUCGAGUGCGCGACCGACACGCUGGACGUCAUGCUGCAAAAUUACUUCCUACAUCCCCGAUUUCUGCACGUGAACGACACGUUCAGGAUCGACGCGAAGGAACAUGCCGAGGAUCAAUUUUAUUCAUCGGGUUCCUCGGGGAUCUCCGCGAUGUAUUUUACAGUUAGAGCGUUGAAAGUGAAUCGCGACGGGCGCAGCAGUAGCGUCAACAGUUGCUACGUUGUGCGCGGAGAGUCAACGCUCAUUCAGGAGGCGCAGGUUCACGAUUAUAUUCCUCGGGAACGCGCUUGCUCGCUUCCCGAUAGCGCACUUUUACGGCGAAACGGAGUGGCGCGAAGAUCGCCUGAUCACAGAUAUCCGUCGGCCUUAACGGAACCCUUGGAACAUUUAGAAUCUUGCAUCGCGCCGUUUUUAAAAAAUGACGUCCGAUUGAAUGUGAGGCCAGUGUUUCUCGUGAAAGGACCACGGGGUUGCGGUAAGCACGAGUUAGCUCGGGCAGCGUCCAAGAGAAUGGGAUUGCACUUCCUCGCCGUUGACUUCGCGGAAGUGCAGACUUUAACGUCGGUGCAGACCGAAGCUAAGCUUCGCAUAAUGCUGCAAAAUGCGCAACAAUGCGUGCCAUGUACAUUGUAUUUAAAUAACGUUCAAGUAUUCGGCAAGACUGCCGAGGGCCAAAAGGACGAGAGGGUCAUCUCCACCUUCUCGGCAGAAAUCGCCGCGUUGUACAACAGACGCCGGAAAUUUCCCCUGAUUAUCGUAGCCGCGUCGGACGAGACCGAUCUACCCGCGGAACUGCAACGGAUAUUUAUCGAGACGAUUUACGUGAAACAUUUAAAUCAGAGCAAACGAGCAGAACUAAUAUCUUGGCUGCUGUCCAACAGGAAUCUGACGACUACCGCAGAUCUGUCGAAAGUAGCUGGUCUUUGCUCGGAUUUUACAUUCGUGGAUCUAUUAGCGUUGUCACUGCACGCAGCUAAAUUCCGGUGCAGAUCAACGUCGCGCGAUCAGAAAUGCACGCUUCCAUUGGAACAAGAAGAUUUCGAUCGGGCUUACGAAUACAUGCAGUCCGUGUACUCCGACAGUAAAGGCGCGCCACGCGUGCCGGAAGUUCACUGGGAGGAUAUAGGCGGUUUGGCGGAAUUGAAGCACGAGAUUAUUCGCAGAAUUCAGCUACCUCUAUUGAACGCUUUCGGUUUUGGAAAAUCUGGACUACUAUUAUACGGCCCGCCCGGCACUGGGAAGACUCUUCUCGCUAAAGCAGUGGCGACCGAGUAUCAGAUGCACUUUUUGUCGAUCAAAGGCCCCGAGGUCCUAAACAUGUACGUCGGUCAGAGCGAGAAGAACGUGAGGCAAAUUUUCGAGCGCGCGCGUUCCGCGGCCCCUUGCAUCGUCUUCUUCGACGAACUGGACUCGCUGGCGCCCAAUCGAGGCAGAAGCGGAGACAGCGGCGGCGUGAUGGACCGCGUGGUUUCCCAAUUACUCGCAGAGAUGGAUGGCCUCGAGGAGUCCGGCAGUAUAUUCAUCAUAGGAGCUACGAAUAGGCCCGAUCUCAUAGAUCCCGCGCUACUCCGACCGGGACGAUUCGACAAGAUGCUCUACGUCGGUAUUCACUCGGACCGCACGUCCAAGCUCAGCGUCCUGCAGGCGCAAACACGUAAAUUCGAGUUGCGAGAAAGCGGACGGGAAUUGGAACAGGUCGUGGAUCGAUUGCCCAACAAUGUCACCGGCGCGGACUUGUACUCGGUCUCUUCCAACGCGUGGCUCAACGCCGUGCGCGAGGUGCUCGCGAAGCAUCAGGAAACCGAGGAAACCAACAAGGAUCUCCACGUCGAAGAGGAAGGUGUAAUUAAGGACAAUGUUAUUGUGGAAUUACGCCAUUUUUCAGAUGCAAUUCGCGACUUGAUACCGUCAGUUACCGACGAAGAGAUAGAAAGAUAUAACAGAAUGCGAGUAGAAUUAUCAUCGUCGUAAUUCCGGAAUCGUUUAUAAGGUAUAGUACAAAAUAUAUUUCUAGUUUUUUCAGGGUUUCUCUGUCGACUACAGAUUUGAUAUUUUAAAUGGGAAAUAAUGGAUCAAAUUAAUUCUCUGCGACGAUAGACUUGCGCUGCGUUAAAAAUUGUGUGCCAAAGUUUUUAAGUUUCAUAGAACACAUUGUAUACGCACGAGUAGAAUACGUAACGAGUGGUUUGGCUGUAAAAAGGUACAAUCUCGUAAUGAAACAACGCGCGAUGUUAUAAACGACAUGUUAUUUUAUUUCGAGAAGUAUGUAAAACAAUUUUUACAGCGAAUAAUUAAAACGAAGGAGUC